Molecule: messenger RNA, 401 nt
Organism: Stylophora pistillata
Lineage: Eukaryota; Metazoa; Cnidaria; Anthozoa; Scleractinia; Pocilloporidae
Source: RefSeq, a predicted model, not a curated record
AUGAGGUUGUCUGCCUUUGCAUUCAUUUUGUGGGGUCACACAACCGCCGCUACCACUUUCGACAUUUCUUGUGUUUCUGUCGACCGGCUUAUUGCGAUUCGGCUUCCUUUCCGCUAUCAAGACAUUAUAACCAAGAAAAGAUGUUACACAGUGAUUAUUUUGGUAUGGCUUUUUUCUUUAGCUAUUUCUUUCUCGAUGUUAUUAGUAAAGCUCUCGUCGGAAGAAGACGAUGAAAAAAGAUACUUUGUUCUGCAGUGGAUUUCAAUCAAUCCAUUUAUUUAUUACUUUCGAAAUGAAGAGUUUCGCCGAGCCUUUCGCCGUACUCCUUUCGACGGUUGCCCUGUGGACACACCGGGGAAUGCACACAACAAACAGGACUUAAACCAAGUCAAAACCCGAUG